This is a messenger RNA of Nicrophorus vespilloides, 1920 nucleotides long. RefSeq names its product laccase-like. The transcript has 7 exons. NCBI's taxonomy places the organism in Eukaryota, Metazoa, Arthropoda, Insecta, Coleoptera, Silphidae. Gene Ontology annotation, cellular component: plasma membrane. The record is from RefSeq and is a predicted model, not a curated record. Gene Ontology annotation, biological process: iron ion transport. The coding region runs from base 30 to 1850 and encodes 606 amino acids. Gene Ontology annotation, molecular function: oxidoreductase activity; copper ion binding.
CAUUGAAGACUAACAGACCUACUCAAACAAUGAAACACCUUUUAGGGUAUCUGCUGUUGUUCGUCAGCUUCUUCAGCUGCUUCGAUUUCCUAGUCAGACCAGACUAUAGAAAUCAUGUGUGCAAGAGGCAAUGCAAUGGGCAGGUGAUGACUUGCAGCUACGAAUUCCAUUUCGAAUGGAUCUACACCAUGGAACCGAAUUGUUUUAAUUGCACUGUAAAUCCGAACGGAAACUACAACGAUUGCUGGAGACCCGAAUGCGUUCCCGCCGAUGGUGCAAAUCAUCUUGUGAGCAUCUUGAACAGGAUGAUGCCCGGACCACAGAUCGAAGUUUGCAUGGGAGACACUGUACUCGUCACUCUGUUCAAUGAUAUGCCUGAUGUGGCGACGACGAUCCAUUGGCACGGUAUGCACCAGAGGGAGAUGCCGUGGAUGGACGGAGUACCGUUCGUUUCGCAAUGUCCCAUUCAACCCAACAACAUAUUCCGAUACAGAUUCAAAGCCAAUCCCAGCGGCACUCACUGGUAUCACUCGCAUAUUGGUAAUCAAAGGGUCAACGGAGCUUACGGACCUCUGAUAGUGCGAAGACCGGACUUCGACAAUCCUCAUCGACAAUUGUACGACUUCGAUAGUUCCGAUCACGUCAUCUCCUUGAUGGAAAUGUACCGCGUUUCGCCGGACGAACUGUUCUACGAGGAUUACAGAUUGAAGCAGAUAAAUAAUAACAUGGUUUCUACAAUCCUUGUCAACAGAUUCGGUUACAACGAAUCGAACAGCGUUCCUCCAGCCAGGUUCCACGUGCGAAAGGGAUUCAGAUAUCGGUUCAGGGUUAUCCACGGGGGAUACAGAGUUUGCCCUAUCAGGGUUAAAAUUGAUAAUCACAAUAUGACCAUCAUCAGUUCAGACGGUGAAGAUAUCCAGCCUGUAACCGUGCAAACGUUCUACAUCAAUAAUGGAGAAAGGUACGACUUUGUGGUGACUGCCAACCAAAACGGGGACAGAUUUUGGAUGCGUUUCCUUGGUUUGAUGGAUUGCGAAAACAAGGAGGGUCGCGCUAUUCUCACUUACGACACGGUGCAAAAUGCUCCGGAGCCACAAACAUUGUCUUUACCCACCACCCAACCUGCACCUGACGGAUUGGUAAUGAACUGCAUCAAUACACCAAGUGGAGUGCCGGGCUGUCUGGAUAUGACCCAACUGAGAUCUAUCGUUCAAUCUCCUCGCCUCUGCGGAAGACCCGACUUCCGAUACUACUUUAGCUUCGAUACGUACAACUAUGCCCUUCCUGAAUUCGAAGGACCAGGUCAAGAAAAUGUAAUCACCACUCCAGUCGUCAACAACAUUUCCUUCAUAUUUCCUCACACUCCUCUUGUGCAAGAGUAUCAGCCGAAUAACUUCUGCAACAUCGAGAACCAACAGAACUGCCAAGGUCUUCCGAUCUGCCAGUGCACGCACGUGGUUUCCAUACCUCACGGCAGUUUGGUGGAGUUGGUUCUUGUGGAUGAAGGAACCGUUUUCGAUUUGUCCCAUCCCAUUCACUUGCACGGUUACCAAUUCGCUGUGGUAGGCCAGGACCGGCUCGGAACGUCCACUUCGACGUGGGACAUUAGACGUUUAGUCGAGAACAAUCUUGUGCAGACAAACUGCGAUCGUCCAAUCUUGAAGGACACAGUUUCGAUUCCGGACGGCGGUUACGUCAUAAUCAGAUUCAUCGCUGAUAAUCCAGGUUACUGGUUGUCGCAUUGCCACGUCGAACAUCACAUGGAGGUCGGAAUGGGCUUUGUUUUGCAGACCGGAAACCCUAAAUUUCCACCACAGGACUUCCCACGAUGCGGUGACUACUACGGCUAAAUCUAAAUGUGUUGCACGCAUUUGAUUUGAUUAUUGAAAUAAAAUAUAAUAAAUGUACAUUCUACUCGAA